UUCAUAUCCUCACUCUCCUCUUCUGCUUUAUCCUCAUCGUCUCACUCUCUUUCUCUCGCCUCUCCAAUGGAGGUUACUACCUCCACCUUCAUCUCCACCAGAUCGUCGAAAUAUCUUACCUUAACUUCCUACUCUCCGGUGAUUCUUCCGGCUUCUAGUCUCCGCUCCAUCCGCACUGAUUUCCUCGGCAGCUGCCACAGUCUCCGUCCUCCUCAUCUUCGAACGCGCGCCGAGAAACGGAAAUCUGGUCGUUCCUCAAUCCGAUCGCCUCGGUUAGUCGUCAGAGCUUCUAUCGACUCUGGUCUGAUCCUUGUUGUUGUGGCUGUUACCGCCUUUUCCGCCAUUGCUUUCGCUUACUGCCAACAUACUUUCAGAAAACGGAAAAAUUCCGACGAGGUUGUAGCAUCUCCUGCAACGCUUCAUGAUGAAAAAAUCAGUACUGAGAAUCGGCGGGAAAGUCAACAUUUAGAUGGUGGAGAUGUUCAUAUGGAAAUAAAUGGAGGUCUCAGAAAGAGGGAGGCUCAUCAAAUCCAGGAAACUGCUGUGAUGGAGCACGAUUCAUUUUCGGCCAAACAAACGGAGAUGGCUGUUGUCAGUGUCAGCACGAUUGCGGAUGAACAUAGCUUUAUAGAUGAACCACUUGCAUCCUCUGUAAGUAACGGGUCUGUUGCCUUGGGUUCACCUACAUUGGAAGCGAAAACACCUGUGAAACAGGUUGAAAACAGGGAAGAGCAAAAGGUUAUGGACUAUGAUUUUUCACAGGCAGUGGUGGGAAUUCAUUCGAUUGCUUCUCCACACGUGGUAGAUGAUGAUGCACGUGUUCUAGAGCAUGAGUAUAGUGGUUUGAUCCAGAAGCCUAUUGAGUACAGCAUUUUCACGGAGACGAAGAGAGAAGAGAUUCACACAUUCUAUGGGUCUAAUCAUUCAUCGAGGUUGACAAGUCUUAAAGCAGUAUCUCCUACUGUUACUUCCUCUGCAACUGAUACUUUAUUGUUGGGCCACAAGAACAAUGGAAUAAUUGAUACUCACUUCUCAGGACAAGGUUCUGGUCAGGCUACUGGUUACGUUGAGGAAGAAAAACUUGUGGCAAACGGUAACGGCGGUUUAUCACACAAAAGUAAAGAUGUAAUAAGAGACUGGAAAUUUCGAGAUGACGGGAAUCAUGUGGUUCACCAAACCGAUGAACGCGUGCCUCAGUUCCCCGCUCAGCUGCUUAGUAGUAAUGGGCGUUCUCCAAAAACUAGUGAUGCUUACCACCGUUUACUUAGAGAUGGGAGGCUAAAAGAUUGCAUAAGCUUACUUGAAGAUUUGGAGAAAAGGGAUUUAUUGGACAUGGACAAGAUUUAUCACGCAAGCUUCUAUAAAAUCUGCAAGAAACAAAGGGCUGUCAAGGAAGCAUUUCGCUUUACCAAGUUGAUUCCAAAUCCAACCAUGAGCACAUUCAAUAUGUUAAUGUCUGUCUGUGCAAGCUCCCAGGACAUAGAAGGAGCUCGGAGAGUUUUGCAUCUGGUGCAAGAGAACGGUAUGAUGGCUGACUGCAAACUUUACACAACUUUAAUAUCAAGUUGCGCUAAAAGCGGGAAAGUUGAUUCAAUGUUUGAGGUGUUCCACCAGAUGACAAGUUCUGGAGUGGAACCUAAUCUCCACACGUUUGGUGCACUUAUUGAUGGUUGUGCUAGAGCUGGACAAGUAGCCAAGGCUUUUGGUGCUUAUGGAAUUUUAAGGUCUAAGAAUGUUAAGCCAGACCGGGUUGUAUUCAACGCCCUCAUCUCUGCAUGUGGUCAAUCAGGAGCUGUGGACCGUGCAUUUGAUGUGUUAGCUGAAAUGAAGGCUGAGACGCACCCUAUAGACCCUGAUCAUAUCACGAUUGGUGCGUUGAUGAAGGCAUGUUUUAAUGCUGGUCAGGUCGAACGAGCUAAAGAAGUAUACAAGAUGAUCCGUAAAUAUGGAAUAAGGGGUACUCCAGAAGUCUAUACCAUUGCUGUGAAUAGUUGCAGCAAGUCUGGGGACUGGGAUUUUGCAUGUGGCAUAUAUAAUGACAUGAAAGAGAAAGGUGUAAACCCUGACGAGGUGUUUUUUAGUGCAUUGAUCGAUGUUGCAGGACAUGCAAAAAUGUUAGACGAAGCUUUUGGCAUUCUUCAGGAUGCGAAAUCUCAAGGAAUACGCCUGGGAACUGUAUCAUAUAGCUCACUGAUGGGAGCUUGUUGUAAUGCGAAAAAUUGGAAGAAAGCACUGGAGCUCUAUGAAAAGAUCAAGUCAAUCAGACUUAGACCAACUGUUUCAACAAUGAAUGCCCUCAUAACUGCCUUGUGUGAAGGUGGUCAACUACCGAAGGCUAUGGAAUAUCUUGAUGAGAUCAAGACUCUGGGAUUAACACCAAACACUAUCACUUACUCUAUGCUUAUGCUGGCAAGUGAAAGAAAGGAUGACUUUGAGGUAAGUUCCGAGCUUCUUUCUCGAGCAAAAGAAGAUGGAAUCUCACCAAACUUCAUCAUGUGCAGAUGCAUAACCAGCCUGUGCAAGCGAAGGUUCGAGAAGGCUUGCGCUGCUGGUGAACCUGUUGUGUCUUUCAAAUCAGGGAGACCUCAAAUUGAAAAUAAAUGGACAUCAAUGGCCUUGAUGGUUUACCGCGAGACAAUUUCAGGUGGCACGGUUCCUACUACAGAGGUAGUUUCGCAAGUUUUGGGAUGCUUGCAACUUCCAAAUGAUGCUGCUUUGCGGGAUAGGCUGAUUUCGAAUUUAGGCAACAUUUCUUCACAAAAACAAGAUAACAUAUUCCCACUAGUCGAUGGAUUUGGAGAGUAUGAUCCUCGUGCAUUUUCACUACUUGAGGAGGCUACUUCUCUUGGAGUUCUUCCUUCUGUGUCCUUCACUAAAGUUCCCCUAUUUUUUGACACAACAGAAUUGCCCAAAAACGUGGCUGAGGUUUACCUGUUAACCAUCUUUAAAGGUCUUAAGCAUCGCCUUGCAGCUGGUGCGAAGAUACCUCACAUAAAUUUGAUCAUUUCCAUGGAAGAGAAGGAAAUGAAGACUCCUGAAGGACAGAAAACAAUUGACCUUGCAGGAAGGGUGGGACAAGAGAUAUAUGCAUUGUUGAGAAGGUUGGGGAUACCUUAUCAUAGGAAGGACUCAAAAGUAAGAAUCAAUGGUGUUUCUUUGAAGAACUGGUUUCAACCAAAGCUGGAUUCUCCCUUCUCUACAAAACCAGGAGAUCUAAGAUCAUCACAAGUACCACUAGGAAACCAGAUUUCUCGCCAGCAACGCAGCAUUCGACUAGGGAACCUGUCACUUGAUUGAGAAUUGAGAAACCGUCUCCCUUUUUGAUCCUUAACCUAUGAGAGUUUUUUUUUCCCCACGCAACUUCAUACUCAGUACAUGUCACAUCACAUUCCUGAAGCAUCUCGCAGCAGAAGGUGAACGAACAUUCAAGUUUUGCUUCGUUGCUUUUUCUGCAUAAUCUGUUAGUUCUUGCAGUCCACAUGAGGAUGUUGCAUAGUGACAGGAAAUGUUAAUUGCAUGGUAACUAAAAGCAGUUGGUAUAUGUAUAUCUAUAAGUUUGUAUUUAUUCAUCAUAUAUAUAAAUGGUAAAUGAUUCUUUUAAGGAUUUCAGAAACUUGCUUAUCUCACUUUAUCAGAUAACCAAAUAA
Thlaspi arvense is the source of this 3647-nucleotide messenger RNA. The record is from the annotation of a GenBank genome assembly. Lineage: Eukaryota; Viridiplantae; Streptophyta; Magnoliopsida; Brassicales; Brassicaceae.